Molecule: messenger RNA, 1765 nt
Organism: Hipposideros armiger (great roundleaf bat)
Lineage: Eukaryota; Metazoa; Chordata; Mammalia; Chiroptera; Hipposideridae
Gene: ADAMDEC1
Product: ADAM like decysin 1
Exons: 14
Coding region: 173-1588 (471 amino acids)
Biological process (GO): proteolysis
Molecular function (GO): metalloendopeptidase activity
Source: RefSeq, a predicted model, not a curated record
CCUCUCACCAAUAAGGAACAUUCCCAUGAUCUCGACACUGCAAUUUCCCAGCACCGUUAGGAAACAUUCUCCAAUCUCAUAAAUAAGGUUUGAGGAUUUUCGUUUCUUUUUCAAUUUGUGAAGAGAAACAGGGGAAGAUAAAACUGGGAGAUAGCUGGGGGACCACAUCUUCAUGCUGUGUGGGACUUCUUAUCGACCUGCAGUUGCCAACAUGGCUUUGGUCCUGCUUUCUGUCCUCUGGCUCCUCUUACAAACUGAAGCAAUAGCCAUAAAACAAACACCUGAAUUAGAAGCCUAUCAAGUAGUUCAUCCUAAAAAACUACACAUUUUGCACAAAAGAGAGACACAGGACAACCAGACAGAGAAGCAAGCCAAAGAGGAGAGAUAUGAGCCUGAACUUCAGUACCAGAUUAUAUUAAAUGGAGAAGAAGUCAUUCUUUGCUUACAAAAAACCAAGCAUCUCCUGGGGCAAGACUACACUGAAACUUAUUACUCACCCAGAGCAGAGAAAAUCACCACAAGCCCUCAGAAUGUGGAACAGUGCUACUAUAAAGGACAUAUCCUGAAUGAAAAGGGUUCUGUUGCCAGCAUUUGUACUUGUAAUGGGUUGAGGGGUUACUUCACACAUCAGAAUCAAAGAUAUAUGAUAAAGCCCCUGAAAAGCACAGACCAAGAAGAACAUGCUGUCCUCACAUAUGACCAGGAGGAGCUAGACCCAGCUAAUCACACCUGUGGUGUAAGAAAUGCUGGCAGGAGACGUGACCUCAUUCGAAACCCUAGGUCACUCAAAAGCCCAGAGCAAGAAGACUUUCUUCGGGCUGAGAAAUACAUUGAUCUCUUCUUGGUGCUGGACAAUGCUUUCUAUAACAUGUAUAACAGGAAUCUAACUUUGAUAAGAAGUUUUAUAUUUGAUGUGAUGAACCUACUCAACGUGAUUUAUAACACCAUAGAUGUUCAAGUGACCUUGGCAGGUCUUGAAAUAUGGUCUGAUGGCGAUAAGAUAAAUGUGGUACCCAACAUAGGCAUCACCUAUAACAACUUUCUGAAAUGGCUUCGUUCUAACCAGAGAAAACUGAAGCUCCAUGAUCAUACUCAGCUACUCAGUGGAAUUGGCUUCAACAAUCGACGUGUAGGAAUAGCAGCGUCGAAUUCCUUGUGUUCUCCAUCUUCAAUUGCUGUUAUUGAGGCUAAGAAAAAGAACAAUGUGGCUCUUGUAGGAGUGAUGUCACAUGAGUUGGGUCAUGUCCUUGGUAUGCCUGAUAUUCCAUAUAACACCAAGUGUCCCUCUGGGAGUUGUGUGAUGAAUCAAUAUCUGAGUUCAAAAUUCCCAAAGGAUUUCAGUACGUCCUGCCGCGCACAUUUUGAAAGAUACAUUUUAUCCCAAAAACCAAAGUGCCUGUUGCAAGCAGCGAUUCCUAAAAAUGAAAUAACAAAACCAGUGUGUGGGAACCAACUUCUGGAAGUGGGAGAAGACUGUGAUUGUGGCUCUCUUAAGGAAUGCACCGAUCCUUGCUGUGAGGCCAUGACCUGCCAGUUAAAGCCUGAAGCUGACUGUGGAAAAGACACUUCGAACCACGUCCCAGAGUGAAUUAAAAAAUCUGCGUCAUUGAGAUUCUACUUGCCGGGACAAGAAUCAAGAAAUCUAAACAAUGCCAAGUUUCUUGUGUAUUUUCAUCUUUGCUUUUAGAUAUAUUUUGCUUUUUUUUUUCUUUCUUUCUUUUUUUUAAACUGAGCCAUCUUGCCACCUGUUGGCAGCUCAGCGGCA